Molecule: messenger RNA, 624 nt
Organism: Plasmopara halstedii
Lineage: Eukaryota; Oomycota; Peronosporomycetes; Peronosporales; Peronosporaceae
Exons: 2
Coding region: 1-624 (207 amino acids)
Source: RefSeq, a predicted model, not a curated record
AUGCCACGAUUUCAGCGCGUAGGAGCACAAUUUAUUGUCUUUGUAGCAUUCGAAGUUUCCCAGUAUGCAGCAGACGUCUCCACUCAAUCUUCACCGGAUCCAAGCGUCAUGCCUUUUCAAUCGGUGGAUGCUGGUAGUGUAAGUGCAGGCUGCGUCCUCUGUCGAGACAGCGGCAACUGCUCCAUCGCCAUGAACAACACGUCAUCUGGAGUAUUUUGUGGAGAUCUCCUCUAUUCUACAGAUACACAGCCGUGUUGUUGUCCAUACUUUAUUGAUUGCCGUGUCACUAGCAAGUCGUCCUCUUGCGAUUGCGGGUUCACCAUGCGUCAUGAGAGACUCUCGGCUGCAGAAUCACCAUUCGAAUCGACACAAGAAGUUUUCGAGAACAAAAACCCAGAGCUGAACGAUCCAGUGAUAGAAGAAAUGUCAAUUUCGACCGAGAUUCUAAUCCAUAUAUCAGCGUAUCUUGCUUUUUUUGUCUUUGCGAUUGAGGAUGUCAAUUUGAAAUUGCUGCGCUUGCGCCAGCGCUUUAGCAUGCAACGUUGCAACCCUCAGUCAUCUACGGGGACUGGUGAUGAUCUGCCGCUUCUGGAAUCAGAAUCCUCAGCUACGAUUCCAAAAUAA